Molecule: messenger RNA, 1356 nt
Organism: Trypanosoma brucei brucei TREU927
Lineage: Eukaryota; Euglenozoa; Kinetoplastea; Trypanosomatida; Trypanosomatidae
Product: dihydrolipoamide acetyltransferase precursor, putative
Exons: 1
Coding region: 1-1356 (451 amino acids)
Biological process (GO): pyruvate decarboxylation to acetyl-CoA
Cellular component (GO): pyruvate dehydrogenase complex
Molecular function (GO): dihydrolipoyllysine-residue acetyltransferase activity
Source: RefSeq, a predicted model, not a curated record
AUGUUCCGCCGUCCCGUCGCGCAACACAUCUUUCCUGUGUGCUUUGCUCGUUUUCUGACAGUUACGCCGAUCCCUAUGCCAGCUCUCUCUCCAACCAUGGAGAAGGGAAAAAUAUCUGAAUGGGUCAAGAAGGUUGGAGACGCAGUUGAAACGGGCGAUACAUGGUGCAAGGUUGAAACAGACAAAGCCGUUGUUUCGUACGACAAUGUGUCAGAGGACGGCUUUGUCGCCCGUAUUCUUGUUCAAGUUGGGGAAGAGGCCACAGUCGGCGAUGCGGUGUGCCUUAUUGUGGAUGAGGCGUCAGGUGUUAACUCAGAUGAGGUUAAGAACUGGCAGGCCGCUGGCAGUUCCCCUGCGGCAACUCAGUCAAAGGUGCAGGAGGUUCCCUCACCCACACAAGUGGCGCCACUACCAGCCGGCGGAAAGGAGGCUGGUGGUCGUGUGAAGGCGUCUCCCCUGGCCCGAAAGACGGCGGCGGAGCUCAAUGUAUCACUCGACACCAUCGAGGGCACUGGGGGAGGGGUGGGCCGAAUCGUGAGGAAGGACGUUGAAGCUGCAGCGUCAAAGCGUGAACACGCUGCUCCCGCCGCCGCGCCUGCCGCUAAGCCCGUCGUGCCAGUAAUAGCCACGACUCCAUCAACCCAGAACUACACCGACAUCCCCGUCACGAACAUGCGGUCAACGAUCGCCAAACGCCUUACACAAUCAAAGAACGUGGAGAUUCCGCAUUACUACCUUUUCGAGGAGUGCUGCGCAGAGAAUAUGAUGGCCCUGGUACAGCAACUCAACUCCAAGGGUGACGGCAAGUAUAAAAUCACGCUUAAUGAUUAUAUCAUCAAAGCAGUGGCGCGGGCGAAUAUGCUGGUUCCCGAGGCUAACAGCUCGUGGCAAGGGGACUUUAUCCGUCAGUAUCGCACCGUUGACGUGAGCGUUGCAGUCGCAACUCCCACAGGGCUCAUCACCCCCAUAAUUAAGGAUGCACAGGCACGUGGGUUGGUCGACAUUUCGAACGAGAUGAAGGUCCUUGCAAAAAAAGCCCGCGAGGGGACACUUCAGCCACACGAGUUCAUUGGUGGAACAGUGUCUGUGUCCAACCUCGGAGCCAGCGGUAUCCCCGGUUUCACAGCUAUUAUAAAUCCCCCGCAGGCGCUCAUCGUAGCUGUUGGCUCCGCCAAACCCCGUCCGCGUAUGUCUUUAGAUCCGGACACAGGAAAGUACACAGUUGGCGCGGAAGCUGAGAUGUUUGUAAGGUUUACCGCAUCAUUUGACCACCGCGUGGUUGAUGGUGCCGUUGCGUCUCAGUGGUGCAAACACUUCAAGGAUGCGGUUGAGAACCCACUCUCGCUAUUGCUGUAG